Messenger RNA from Neurospora crassa OR74A, 2944 nucleotides. RefSeq names its product sucrose transporter. Gene Ontology annotation, molecular function: sucrose:proton symporter activity. NCBI's taxonomy places the organism in Eukaryota, Fungi, Ascomycota, Sordariomycetes, Sordariales, Sordariaceae. Bases 821 to 2473 code for a protein of 550 amino acids. The transcript has 6 exons. Gene Ontology annotation, cellular component: membrane. The record is from RefSeq and is a predicted model, not a curated record.
ACCGGGGAUCACUUCUAACGGCCAAACACUGGGCAACUCUGGGCUAUUCCUCUAUACGAAUCCCGUACGUAAGAAUACCUACCGUAGCUGAUUCAACAUACUCGUAAAGGCGUAGGGGGGGCUCGCAGGGCUGGGCGGCAGUGUUCCAUUAUUUGCACCCUCCCCCCUGAUAAGACAACCAAGACACUUUGUUUUUCUUGAAUCGCAUACAUUUCCAUCUUGACAAACGCCUAACAUCCGUCGUUUCUGACCACCUCACUCGCUUUCUUCGUUCGCUUCCUACCACGUUUAUUCUACUUUUUGUACUUUCAAGUCCCUCGUUCAGUCGCCCUUAUCUCCAUCUACCGUACCGCAUAGUUGUAGGGCAACCCGCCCAGCUAUCGCUUGUGCUCCCGAAACAGCACCAACCCUCAUUCCCGACUCAGACAGAAAGCGUAUACAUCGGCUGAACCGCAUGCGGCACGAUCCACGACAGCAGGCGCAACCGUAUAUUGUAUUCCGACCCUUCCUCACAUUACGCCUUCCAUCCCUUUCGGUUGAGGACAAGCAGCCCGCUUAGUGUAUUGCGCAUCGGCUAGACGGCAAGACUCCCGAUAACACCUGUGCGCCUCUAGAACCACGGCAGAAAUAUUCCACCACACAAUCACCGUUUCCCGAUUUCGAAUUUCCAGUAGAGCAGGGCAACCCGUCUUACCAAGGGGAAAAGUCAUCGGACCGUCAUUGCAAGGAGGAGGAGGAGGGCUUGAGUCCCAAUCAGUGGGUGGCUUCCGGUGAACAAGAAGACAACAGUGGCAGUUACUCUGAAGCAGAGAACGUCGAAAUGUCAACUUGGAGGGGGAGCCCGUCGGUGAAGGGGAGUACGGAGACCAUGCGCAUGCUCUUGCUGACAUGUGUCUCGGUUGGCAUCACCUUCACAUGGGGUGUUGAAAUGACCUACUGUACGCCCUACCUUCUCUCGCUGGGACUUACCAAGGGCCAAACAUCGCUCGUCUGGGUUGCCGGACCAUUAUCUGGCUUGAUCGUACAACCCAUCAUAGGCGUUGUCGCUGAUCAAUCAAAGUCACGAUGGGGCAGAAGGCGACCUGUCAUCGUUAUCGGGUCCAUUAUCACGGCACUCGCUCUCAUGGCCUUGGGCUUUACCAAGGAGAUAGUGGCCUACUUCAUUUGGGAUCCGACAUAUGCAAGAGCGUGCACCAUCGCUGUUGCUGUCCUUUCGCUCUAUUGUGUUGACUUUGCCAUCAAUGCCGUAAUGUCUUGCGCUAGAAGCUUGGUUGUAGAUACUCUGCCUAUUCAAAAACAACAAAGUGGCGCAGCAUGGGCAAGCCGUAUGGGCUCACUUGGACAUAUUAUCGGCUAUGGUAUGGGGGCGAUCGACCUUCUCCAGCUCUUUGGAACGUCUUUGGGAGACACACAGUUCAAGCAGCUUACCGUCAUAGCCGCCCUGGGGAUGCUCGUUACCUCUUCCGUAACCUGCUGGGCAGUGACCGAGCGGGUUCUCGUCACUGUCCGGCCCGAUCCUCGCCGCCAAUCGGGUCGUUUCAAGGUCGUGCGCCAAAUCGUGUCGACCCUCAUCACCUUACCUCCUCGCAUCCGCGCCAUCUGCUAUGCGGUCUUUUGGUCUUGGAUCGGCUGGUUCCCAUUCAUCAUCUACAGCAGCACCUGGGUAGGCGAAACCUACUUCCGGUACGAUGUGCCCGCCGACACCCGGGACUCGAGCGACGCUCUGGGCGACAUGGGCCGGAUCGGCAGCACUGCCCUGACCGUCUACUCAACCGUGACCUUCAUCAGCGCCUGGAUAUUGCCGCCCUUCAUCCGCGCACCCGAGGACAACACCUUCACUCACCGCCCGCCCGCCAGCAUCGCCAGCCUCGUCGAGACGGUCAACAAGUACAAGCCCGAACUGCUCAGCGCCUGGAUCGCCAGCCACCUCAUGUUCGCCUUCGCCAUGUUUCUGACCCCCUUCGCCGCCUCGUUUCGCUUCGCCACCGCCCUGGUUGCCCUAUGUGGCAUCCCCUGGAGCAUCGCCAUAUGGGCGCCCACCACGUUCCUGGGAGUCGAAGUCAACAAGCUCAGCGGCGCUCCCGACCCCAUGUCUCCAGGAGCCACCUCCGCCACCAACCCAUCCUACAGGAGACUUUCCACCAGCAGCAUCGAGAUGCGCUUCGUCAACGAGCCUGCCGCCGGCGCUGUUGAGGAGGUCACCGCAGGAAACAGCUCAACCGGCGAACUAAGCGGCAUCUACUUUGGCAUUCUUAACAUUUACACCACCAUCCCGCAGUUCAUCGCGACAUUUAUGAGCAGCAUCGUCUUCGCCAUCCUGGAGCCGGGCAAGAGCCCGGAGCUGGCGACGGAUGCACAUCCAAGCGAGCAUGCCAAGACGGACGGACCGAACGCGAUUGCUGUGUGCAUGUUCAUUGGAGCCAUCAGCUCGUUGGUGGCGGCGUACGCUACUGCUAAAAUGAGGGAUAUAUAAAAUGGAUGGGUUUUGCUUGGUCAUAUAAUCAAAUUGCGUUUCGAUUUUCUUUCGCAGUCAUAAAAAAAAAAAGGACGGAAUAGGAUAUGACGCACGUCCUUGGGCCACUUACUUGUCUCGGCUUGAAUAAGUAAUGUCUUGAGUAGUAUGAAAAAAAUUGACAGGAGAAAAAAUUCGGCAGGCUCGCACUCGUUUGGGAUAAAGGCGUCUUUUCACAAAAGGCGUAACUCCAUGAACGUACCGUACCCCCUUUCCGCCUGUUGGAAAGAACAUUGAAUGGUCAAACCAAGCGAUAGAGUUGGAUUUUCCACAUGUACAAUAUGCGUCGGUUUUUUAAUUUCUUUUUUUUUAAAAAAAAUCGGGGGAUUGGCUUAUGGGCUUGUUGGUCUUGUUAUUAACCAUUAUUUGUUUUGUUUUUGUUGAUGCUGUAUAUACCUCUUGGCUCUUCAAUUAAUUCUGAUUCUUUUUGGG